AUGGCAGGAACAGGAGUUCCGCCAAUCAACAUCGAGGGCACCGCUGAUUGGUCAUCCUUGAGUAGGAUGAUGAACAGCAAGGGGAUUCAAUUCUCCAAAGCGAGGACGGCGGGUACCAGUGUGAAGGUAUUCACAAAUACACCAGCUGACUACCGUCAGCUAGUCGCACUGCUUGAAUCCAUCAAGCGGCCCUUCUUCACAUAUCAACUGAAGGAGGACAGGAUGGACCAGAGGGUCAUUCGUGGGCUCCGAGAGAGAUGUCAGUCAAUGACAUCAAAGAGGAUUGGUGAGCCAAGGCAUCGCAGACGGCCGUGGUUCAGCAGCUGA
Messenger RNA from Acanthoscelides obtectus, 327 nucleotides. The record is from the annotation of a GenBank genome assembly. NCBI's taxonomy places the organism in Eukaryota, Metazoa, Arthropoda, Insecta, Coleoptera, Chrysomelidae.